Messenger RNA from Brassicogethes aeneus, 2205 nucleotides. The record is from the annotation of a GenBank genome assembly. Lineage: Eukaryota; Metazoa; Arthropoda; Insecta; Coleoptera; Nitidulidae.
AUGGGAAUGAAAAUUUGUGACGGGUGUAGAAUUAAACUUACGAAAGUUUUAAAAAACUCUGCAUCGCCUGAAGCGGGACCGUCAAGUGCCAAUGAAUCUCCCAAUUUUAAGGCUGAUUCUGAUGCUUCACUUGAUGCCUUGAACCAGUCUCUGGAGCUCUUGGGAGAAUCUCCCAUCAAAAGGAAACGACUAACCAGUCAGAAGUUGGAGAAAGUCAAAGUAGUGAUAGAAAAAAGGUUAUCAGAAGAUCUACGUAAAAGAGACAAUCCAUCAUCUAAAAAUGUAGGUGACAAACAUGAUUGUGAAAUAAUAAAACAGCUUAAAGAAAAAUUCGCCCACACAUCAAAAAGAAGCGAAAAAAUGCUUUUGCUGUCAUGUUUGCCGUUAAGUUGGACCAGGUCGAAAAUUGAGCAAGAGUUUGGGGUAUCACAGUAUAUGGCUAGAGCCGUAAAGAAAAUGGUCAAAGAAAAGGGGAUUCUUUCCACACCGAAUCCUAAACCGGGAAAAACGGUGUCGAGUGAUACUGUUACACUCGUGACGGAAUUUUACAUGAGAGACGAUAUUAGCAGAAUGAUGCCCGGAAAGAAAGAUUGUGUCGUUAUUAAAAAAGAAGGUAGCAAAGAAUACGCACAAAAAAAAUUGCUUUUGGCCAAUCUUAAAGAAAUUUAUGCUCAGUUUAAGAGCGAAUAUCCCCAUGUUAAAAUCGGAUUCACCAAAUUUUAUGAACUCAAACCAAGAAACUGCAUUUUUGCUGGGAAAAGUGGGACGCAUACAGUAUGUGUGUGUACUGUGCAUCAAAACGUUAAGCUUAUGAUAACUGGCUCCAAGAUAAACCAAUUCAUCGUUAAUGAAAAUCAUAAACCCGUUUUUCCAGACUAUCAUGCUUGUUUGUCAAAAAUAAUUUGCAAUCCGCCAAAUGUGGAUUGUUUUUUCGAUAGUUGUCCAACUUGUCCUAGAAUUGAAGGUUUAAAACAAAAUUUAAUGGAAAAGUUUGAUGAGUUUUUCAUUGAUAGUGUAACUUAUAAAAAAUGGGUAUCAGUAGAUCGAUGUAAUAUGGAAACAAUCAUCAAACCUAUAGACGAAUUUCUUGAUGAAUUCACUCAAGAUUUAUUAAAACUAAAAACGCAUUCGUUUAUCUCUAAUAUGCAAAAAGAAUUUUACAACGAAACAAAAACAAAUUUAAAAUUUGGCGAGGCACUUAUCACAUGUGAUUUCGCUGAAAACUAUUCCUUUGUCCUGCAGGAUGAGGUACAGUCGUACCAUUGGACUACCAGUCAAGCGACCCUUCACCCUUUCGUAAUCUACUACAGAAAUGAAGAAGGUGAACUGAAGCACUUAAAUUACGUGUUUAUUUCAGACUGCUUAAUACACAAUACUAUAGCUUUUCAUUUAUUUCUACAACAACUAAUAGCUGAACUUAAAGAGAAAAUUAUAAACCUUUCAAAGAUUUACUACUUUUCUGAUGGGUGCGCAGCCCAAUACAAAAAUAAAAAAAAUUUCAUCAACCUUUGUUACCAUCAAGAAGAAUUUGGGGUAAAAGCGGAAUGGCACUUUUUUGCCACUUCCCAUGGCAAGAGCGCUUGUGAUGGCCUAGGUGGUACCGUAAAACGUUUAGCAACUAAAGCUAGUCUUCAAAGGCCAUACCAGGACCAAAUUAUGACGCCAGAACAACUUUUCCAAUUUGCGCAAGAAAAUAUAGCCGGUAUCACAUUUAGGUUUUGUACAACUGCUGAUUACGAAACGCAUGCAAUGUAUUUAGAAAAAAGGUUUGCUGAAACACUAACUAUUCCUGGAACUCAAAAAGUACAUUCAGUUAUUCCAGUUUCAAAAUCAAAGAUAAUGACCAAAAGCUUUUCACUCAGCUUGGAACAAAAAACCCAGGAACUUUUGAGGUGUUCUGAAAUCACAAAUUCUGAACUAAUGUCUCUUCAAUCUGGUUUUGUGACUGUGGAAUAUGAUAAGUUAUGGUGGUUAGCCUGUAUCAUUGGACAUAAUGAAGAAUCUGAUGAACUUAAAAUCAGUUUUCUACAUCCAAAUGGACCGGCUAGUUCAUUUUAUUAUCCGACACCCAGAGCAGACAUUUUAGUAGUAGAAAGAAAUGCAGUAUUAAAGAGGGUUCAGCCUCUUACUUCUACCGGUCGAACCUACACGCUUACCAAAGAUGAAAUGUUGGGUUCUUCAAAAAUUUUAGAAAAAAGAAACUAA